AUGGUUGUCGCAGCCGCCGGCGUCCCGUUCCUCAAGCUAGCGUUCCUCGCGGUGAAGCAGCUCUCGAAGCCAAUCGCCAACCGCGCAAAGGCGGCGGCCAGGAACUCUGACGCUUUCCGUGGCAUCGUUGUCGCAGUGGGCCGCCAGAUACACCAGCUGCAGAUCCAGCUCACGCGCCUGGCCGAGGGCAAGGUCUCUCUCGCGCACAUCACGCCGCUGCGCGAGCAGGCUGCCGUGGACCGCGGCGCCGAGUUUGUCUCCGAGAUGGUGAUCUACUCGGUCGCCGCGUCGACCAUCGUGUACGAGUACCAGCAGAGUGCGAGCGAGAAGAAGAGGAAGGAGGCCGAGGCGGCUGCAGAGGAGGAGCGCAGGCUGGAGGCGAACAAGGCCCUGGAGCAGCGGCAGUGUGAGCAGCUCGAUAUGUUGAAUAAACGCAUCACGCUGCUCGACGAGCAGCUCUGGGCUCUGCGGCAGGCGCAGGCUGCUCAUCGAGCCGCCGAGAGAGCGCGGGGGGAGCGCGCUGCUGCGCAGGGCUGGUGGCGAUGGUUCGGCUCGAGCUCCAACGUCAAUGAGAAAGGGGAGGGCUGA
This is a messenger RNA of Emiliania huxleyi CCMP1516, 588 nucleotides long. RefSeq lists its product as hypothetical. NCBI's taxonomy places the organism in Eukaryota, Haptophyta, Isochrysidales, Noelaerhabdaceae. The record is from RefSeq and is a predicted model, not a curated record. The transcript has a single exon. Gene Ontology annotation, cellular component: mitochondrion. Gene Ontology annotation, biological process: regulation of lipid metabolic process. Bases 1 to 588 code for a protein of 195 amino acids.